Ciona intestinalis (vase tunicate) is the source of this 1072-nucleotide messenger RNA. Its product is annotated as corrinoid adenosyltransferase MMAB-like. The record is from RefSeq and is a predicted model, not a curated record. Gene Ontology annotation, molecular function: corrinoid adenosyltransferase activity. Lineage: Eukaryota; Metazoa; Chordata; Ascidiacea; Phlebobranchia; Cionidae.
GGUAUGCAAGAUACGUUACCGAUAUUGCAACAAAUACGUGUUUAGUGUUUAACACAAAUACAAUAGCGAGUUGCAUUAAAAUGUUGCGCAAAUUUUCGUCACUUUUUGUUAGUAGAUGCGGAGCAUAUUGUUUACCGACGCAAAUAGAACACAUCACAUCCACUGUGAAUGCACCAUUUAUGGUUCAUCAACAAAGAGCUGUUAAAGUGUAUACGAAAACCGGAGAUAAGGGGACCACUAGUCUAUUUACAGGGGAGAGAAGAACCAAAUUCCAUGAAGUUUUCGAUGCUCUUGGAGAUGUAGAUGAGUUAAACUCAAAUAUAGGACUAGCGCGACAACAUUUAGUAGAAUCACCUAAACAUGUGGAACUAAACGACAUUUCGAAAUUUCUUGAAAGAAUUCAAUGCACACUGCUUGACAUUGGGUCUUGUGUUGCUACACCACCAAACACUGCAACUGAAAAGCAGUUACAACGUACAGAGUUUGACAGCAAGUUAGUUGAAGAACUAGAAGAAUGGAUUGAUCAUUAUUGGACAGCAUUACCGGAGCUGAAAAACUUUAUUCUUCCUUCUGGAGGCAAAUCAAGCUGUUCACUUCAUGUCUCACGAAGUGUCUGUCGACGAGCAGAGCGUAAAGUAUCAGUUUUGUUUCAUAAAGAUGAGGUCAGUGCUGAUGUUGCAAAGUAUGUUAAUCGACUCAGUGAUCUUUUAUUUACUUUAGCAAGAUAUGUGGCAUUUGUUGAAGGUAAUGAAGAAAUAAUAUAUAAAAAGCCAAAAUAGCACUGACAUUUUUGGGGGUUUUGUAGUUUUGAACAACUUUUUAACACUGUUUGCUUGGUUUAUUUAUUUGGGUUGAAAUAUUUUCGAGUGCAGAUAUUUUUUUGAAUAUGCUUAUUGCUUACUAAACUCUUUUUGCUUGGUUUAUUUAUUCAGAUUGAAAUAUAUCAAUGUAGUUUUAACUUGUAAUAUCAUCAAAUAAAAUCAUAUUACUCCUUAUCCGAUUUAUUUGAUUUGGGGUGAAUAUUUCAUUGAUUUCUUUUUUAAAAGUAUUACAACAUAAAGUCUCAUUCUAU